Podarcis lilfordi (Lilford's wall lizard) is the source of this 12920-nucleotide messenger RNA. Lineage: Eukaryota; Metazoa; Chordata; Lepidosauria; Squamata; Lacertidae. The record is from the annotation of a GenBank genome assembly.
UUGGCCAGUUUGGGACAACAGUCGGUUCCUUGCUCCCCGCCCCGCCCUUCCUGGCUCCCGAGACUUCUGCCCUUUGUGGACUCUGAAAGCGACGGAGGGGGCCGAGCAGCCUCAGCCGCUCCAGGUAGGCGAACAGGAGGGGCGCAGGAGGGGACGCCGGCGGGGGGGGGUGCGGGUGCAUGGGAGCCCAUAGGCCCCGGGGGAGGCAGGGGACCACCUGGAAAAGCCACCAUGAGAGGCCUCUCCCGCCAGGCGCGUUUGCUCUCCUGACCUUAACGCCAAGAGCUACUCUCAGGAUUGCUCCGAAUGUCAUCGCCGCCACAAACACACAUAAUAAAUAAUAAUAAAAUUUUAUUUUUAUCCCGCCCUCCCCAGCCUAAGCCGGGCUCAGAGCGGCUAACAACAGUAAAAAAUAACACCGUUUACAUAAAAUCAUAACCAUUUAAUUGAAAUACUGUACGUUCUAAAAUCAGUUCAUUCUAGAAUCAAUUCAGAGUCAGGAGGUGUGUCCAGUUUAUGAUUGCAAAAGCGCCCACUUUUUCUUGGUGGUGGGGGAAAUACGAUUUUAUCCCCUUGCCUUAUUGUCCCUGGUGCCCUAUUGCUUUUAUCUCGUGCGCAGCGGGAUCCCAGGUCAGUGGACUUGGAGGGUCGUGUGCCCGAAAUCCAGUGGCAGAAGCCUGGCCUGGUCACAGCGACCAGGGGAGGUGGCUGCUGUAGCUUUUCUCCGCCCCCCCAGCCCCCCUGAGGCCUUACUCCCAACCUGCUGCUUCACACCAUUGGAAAGAGCCGGUCGCUUAACAAUUGACUGUUUUGACGGUAGCUGUAAGAUGUACGUGCGAAACGCGGGUCAUGAAAACAUUCACACACACAAAGGAUACACCACACGUAGACAGGCUCGAUCGUCCUUUAGAAAUACCGGUAGCAGAUGUCCUGUUCUGCGUUUAAUUCUGGUUUCCCGGUACACGCUGCGAUACAAGAGCAAAACUCUUAACACUGCAGCAGUGUGUGGAAUACUGAUCAGGGUGCUUGCCACCCCACCCCCCCUUUCAGGAUAAUCCAUUCUGCUAGUUUUCUAUUUGUUUGUCCUUCCCACUCCUAUGGUAUUAAGUGUGCCUACUGAGCAUGAUCAGUCUUUGUUGGGCUUUCUUUGGGUUCCUUGUUGUAAGAAGUACAAGCAGCGACUUAAAGACAUUUCUGCUUUGCACAUACCUAGUUUGCCCCUUCUGCAUAUGUGUAGACUUAUCACUUCUGCUAACUCUGCCCAGAAUGUGGCAAUUACACUUGCUGAGGUCUGUGCUUGAAAUAUACUCUGAGUCGAGAGUGGAUUUCAUGCUCUUUAUUCAGCUCAUUGUGUUGAGGAGGAAUGGAAGUUCCCCCAGAAUGUCUGCUUUAUAUACAUUAUUUACACAAUGGGCCCCGCAUGAUUGGCUAAUUCAAGGAUUCUCCUGUAGGCCAAUCAGGUUGCGGAUUCACUUCCACCUGCAGCUGGAUUGAGUGGCUCCUGUGGACCAAUCAGACUGCUGCAUUUUGGAUCCUAUUCAACUCAGUACAUAACAAUGCUGAAUAAAGCCUCUUCUGUUAUUCCCACCCUUUAGAUUUUUUCCCCUAAAUAUUUUUUGUAUGGCUGCACACCUUGAAGUUUCCUCCAAGCCUGCUGAUACCUUCCUUCUUUUGCCUACCUAAAUAUUCAUACUUGGAGAGUGAUUUCUCUAUUGGUACGUAGGAUGGAUUGGUUUGCCAAAUCUGAUGGCCUGCCUAUGGAAUACCCCCUAUUUCCUAUACAUGCUUAUGUGAACUGGCCCUGAACCUUGUGAUUGGUUGGUUGGCCAGACAUUUAAACCAUGUUAUUAAUUUAGAACGGUCAGAGUUUUUAUGCUCCCCUGUUGUAGUCCUUUUUCUAGCAGUCAUGGGCUCUAAUGAUAGAAUUGUCCUGGGUAUUUUUUACAUGCCCGUGCCAGUUUUAUGUUUCUGUAUGGUGAAACAGACACUGGCAAUUUUCUCAGUGACUUCCCACCUUGCUAAGGUAGGACACUUCACUGACACCCCCACCCCAAUCCUGUGCAUUCGCCACCAUCACUAUUGCUGUAACUUCCUACAUUAAAGAACAAACAGCUUCCUGUCAUCUUGUUGGUAGGUAUCUAUAAGACAAUAAAGGUUAGCAAGCUGGUUUUCUUCACAACCCCUACUACACAAUAUUAAAAUACAAAUCACUAUUAAAAUUUAUCACAGCAACAUGAACCGUGGGAUUCAAACGCAUAAAAAUACAUGGUGAAAUACAUGUACUUUUCUCUGUCCAAACUAUUCCUCUGUCUAAAUGUUGGGAGAGUUUGAAUGAUUGUAUCUUGGCUUGUUAACCAAUAUAUGAACAAGCCUUAUGCCCUUCCACUCAGCUCUUCCAUUCCUUCCUUUGUUCCUUCAUCGUAUGAAGUUGGUUUAAUAUCCUGGCUUGACAACCAUCUAGGCUGUUACAUUAAGUGUUCUUUAGCAUAACCCCAUUUUUUCCCUAUACCCCAGCUUUAAUCUUGUUUUUUACUUGUUAUGCCUUUCAACACCCCUCCCUCCCCUACAAACUGAUGCUUCUCAACUGAUACCCAAACCCACCCCAAGUCUCUAAAUGCUUUUAUUUAUUUAAACCAUUUAUAUGCCUCUUAAGACAUUUCCAACACUGUGUGCAAGACUGGUGCUUUUGAGAUUCAGGUGAAAGAUUCUAAGUUAUUUCCCAAUCACUUAACUUACAGCCUUAACUGAGAGAAUUAGAAUCAUAAGAACUGUUGAGUUGGAAGGGACCCCAAUCUAGCCAACCCCCUGCAGUGCAUUAGAAUAUUCAUUAUAUCUCAACAAUUUAAGCAACCACAGCAGUUCAUUAAUACAUAUUUUAAACCAUCCCACAGUUUAUUUUGUUUCGGUCUGUGACACAUCCGCUAUGUCUGCUCAGAUCCACCCUCCAAAUGCGUAACAUUUUCCCUAGACAUGGUAUAUUUGGAACUGAUGAAGAUUGGACCUGAAGAGGCUAUUACCUGGGACAUAGGUCUUGUUUUAGAUUUUUAAAAGUUUUAGAGAUUUUAAAAGGGAAGGUGAACAGGGACAGCCUCUGUGCAGGACAUUGCGGCGUAGCAUCAGUAAUUUUACUAAACCAAGGCAAGUUCACUUAUAGUGCAAUCCUACACAUGUCUACUCAUAGCUAUGUAUCAGUGACUUUCUUGAGCCUAACUCCCAAGUAAGUGGGUAUGGGAUUGCAAAUUCAGAAAAGUACUUCAAGCUGUAACUUUAAGCGUGAGAUUUAAAACAUAAGCAUGAUGCCUUAACUGUACAGCCUAAUCCUUUGCAUGGAAACAGGAAUGCGUAAAAUCUGCAAAAAAUUAGGCACUAGCUGGGCAUUCUAGGAGCUAGUGAGAUGAAGCUGACCUCUGUAGAGGGUGCCACUGGUUAGGCCAAAAUGUUUAGGUGCCUGGAUUUUACAAGCACUCAGUAGUCUUUGAGCAGUUUGACUUCUGGUUUUUGUUUUUGUUAGUUGUUUUAAAUGAGAACUGAAAAUCCCAUGUCUUCUCAUCUUUAUAGGAUAGAAGAGGGAGGAAAUACAUAGAUGUAUACAUUGUAUUGCGCAGUUCAUAAACUUCAUAUUCCCCCCCCCCCCAGGAUUUCUCCAUCAUGAUAAUGAUUGAAAGUAUUGACUCCAUAGUCACGAUUUCCAGCCAGGACCUCUGGGCUGAAAUCUGUUCAUCCCUGCCACAUCCGGACAAGAAUGAUGAGUCAAGCAAUGCAUUUGCAGAUUCGUUCACAGAUGCUCACGUUCAUGUGGAAAGUCAGAACGAAGUCAUGAACACCACUUUCCAAGAAAGCAUGAAGCCCUGGGCACCACUGAAGGAUUCAGAUGCCUAUUUGGCAGCUUUAGGUCAGUAUAUUGGGAGCUGCUGAGUUGGAGAAUUUGUUGCAGUCAAUACCUAACCUUUGAGGGUAGUAAUUAUUAAUUGUAAUUAUUAUUACUGUAACAUGGCGGGGGUGGGUGGGAAUUGUUCAUCUGUAUGCAUUUAAUCUCAAACAGCAAGUAUUAGUGUUUUGAUCAGCUGAAAAUCAAGGCUUUUAGACUAAAAAUCCAUUCAGUCCAAAAUUAUAUGUUAAAGACCCAGGCAUAGGCAAACUUGGCCCUCCAGAUGUUUUGGGACUACAACUCCCAUGAUCCCUAGCUAACAGGACCAGUGGUCAGGGUUGGUGGGAACUGUACAACAUAUGUACAAUUCAUACAAAACAUUUGGAGGGCCGAGUUUGCCUAUGCCUCUUAAAGACAAUGGAUCUGUUCCACAAUAGGUGGACAUGGCCUGAAAAUCUGUGACCAUAGCUACGUUUUGUGUAAAUCAUUGAUCUCAGUUUCUCCUGUACAUUUUUUGAUCUUCUCGGGACUUCAGAAAGGUUCUACAAUUUAUUUUUAAGAGCACUGGAAUGACAAGAUAAUUGUCACUACAGAAGUAGGCAAUGUAUGAGAGAAAACCUUUGCCCAAUUUUGUCUAAUUUAUUCCUGCAUAAAUCUCUGAAGAGUAUACUGUAUUAGAUUGUUCUUUCCAAUAACUUUUGUGCAGCGAGAGAGGAAUAUAAUCCAUCUAGUGUUCUGCUGGGAGAAGAAAAGAAUUUGCUGCAGCUAAAUUUCCAGAACAAGAACUUGAAGACUUCCAUUAAACUUCUUGCUUGUGUGCUCUGCACACAAUAAUUUCAAUUGAGUCUCUCCUUUCAAAUAUUUCUAGGCAGAUGGGUGAGCAGUGAUCCUUAACCUAGAAUGAAAUGUACUUCCAUUGUUUAUUUUAGUGUAGAUACAGAUUUAAUGCAGAACCAUUUCUGAUUUCCAUUUUUAUUAUGGGUUUGGGAAUGAGAACAUGAGUGGGCAGUGGAGGGAAAAGUAGUUUAGUGAGGCAUUGCAUGCUAGUUCUUUUUUACUGAUUCUCUGACAAAAUUAAAAUGAGCAAAAGUCAGGACAUGGAAGAGAAAUAUCUAAUAUAGCGCUGCGGUAAAAUGGAUACUUUCAAUCAGAGGUGCCCAACCUAGGGCUGGGCAAUACCUGGUUUUCAACAUUGUGCUAUGUCACCAGCUGAACAUCGCAAUAUACCAAUAUAUCACGAUGUCUGAAAUAGAGAUGGAAGUAUGUAGAGGCAAUGGCUGGCUUCUUCCCUCAUUGUGCUUUUUGCAUAGCACAUGCGCACGCACACACACACACCAUGAUUUGCGAUAUAUAUUGCCAGGUUAAAAAUUAUGAAACCGAUAAUAGGGUUGCCAUAUCUUGAAGAGCAAAAAAGAGAACAGCCUGAGCCUUAGAAUGAGGCAUGCAGCCAUUCUCUCAUGCCCGAGCCUGGGCUGCCCAAGCUGAAGCCCAGAAAAACAAAAAAAAUCUGGACAUUUCCUUUAAAAUGUAAAAAUCUGCCCAGAUGGGCCUGUUGGCCCCCAAAAGAGGACAUGUCCAGGUUUUCCUGGACAUAUGGCAACUCUAGAUAUCACGAUAUGGACUUCAAACCAGUUUUGGACGAUAUAUCACCCAGCCCUAGCUCAACCUGUGCUCAUCCACCCCAGAUGUUGUUGGAUUCCAACUCCCAUUAGUCCCACACAACGCAGCUAAUAGUCAGGGAUGAUGGGAGCUGGUGGUCCAGCAACAACGGACAGCCACAGGUUAGUCACCCCGCCUUAAAUGGUGGUUUACAAUUCAUAUGAAAACCCAUGAAAUGGUUUGGAUUGAAAAUUCCUGACUAUACCUUGGCCACACUUGUGUGAUUUCCCCUCCCCGCCUCUAGAGAGAAGAUUGAUGAGGAUAAAGGGUUUGUCACAGGAGGUGACCUCCAAAGACAUGCUGCAUACUCUUGCUCAGGCGAAGAAAGAAUGCUGGGACAGGUUUCUGCAGGAGAAGUCUGAGUCUGAAUUUUACACGGAGGGAACUGAAUCGGACGAGAGGUAAUUCAAUGAGGCUUUUAUUCAUGCAGCGGCUUUUGAAGUGUGCAUCUUAUCGAAGUGCCCACCACUUAUGGAGUAAGGGCUGUUCUUAAUUCAAGCCACAGUUUGCCCUCAGCCCUGUUUUCAGUGCCAGGGCUCAGGUCAAAACACACUAGGGUGUUUUUCUGAUCGUGUGCAGACUGCAUCAUGCGCAGAGUGGAAAAACCCCUUUGUGCUGUGGGGAAGCAGGGCUGGAUUAGGCAGAGUCAUCCCUCUGCUCAACACCCCCCUAGACCUCCCCCAUAAAGUGAUACCAGCAUCACUCUGCUAGCCUGGAACUCCAUUCCACUCACCAAAUGUGCAGGUGUGGUGCAUUUACUGCCUGCAGUAGCCCCCAAAGCCCCCAAAUGGGGCACCCCAGAAGAUGGCCUGAUCUGAACCAAGAUCCACUGGAUCCUGAGCCAGCCCCGUUGCCAUCCCUUGUUGGCCAAUGGCCUGGUGCAGCAAUUUGCCUGCCCCCCGCACUGGCUCCUGCCCCAACUGAUGUGAGUGACAGGGCUGCAGAUCUAGUGGUGUCUCUACCACUCUUACCACGCCCUGUUACUGCCUGGUCUGGGUUUGGAUUGCCCUGUUUGUCUGACCCUAGAGAAGACUUCCCCCCAAUUCCUAUUAUCUGUGUAUUCUUCUGUUUCUGCUCUAGGUCGAAAACUCAUUUCUUGUAGAAAACUAGUCCAUUGGAGAACUGUUCUAGCUGAGCCAUUUCUCUCUGUGCUAGUUUUCUGUGUGUUUCUUCAUAGGGGAACAAGGGACUCGCCUAUCUGCAGUGUGGCCUCUCUGGAGAGGACCUGUGCUGAACUGAUAGGUGCUCCUCAAUAGCUGCUUGUCACAGGAUUCCCUAAACCGUUGGAGUUUAGCCCAAACCUGAACCUUUUCUAAGAUGUGGGGUAGCUUGGACUGAGAGAGUGAAUGGCCCAGGGUCACCCAACUUGAGGGCUGAGUGGAAUUUGAAUUUGGGCCUCUCUAAUCUGACAGUCAAAAGUUCCUUCCAUUACAUUUAGGUAGAAAAUAGUUGAAAUGAUUAGUGGGGAUGGGGUGGGGGCUGGUCCUGCUCUUUUGCCUUCUUUCUUUACUGUUCCCUGCCCUUUCUCCUUUCUCUCAGCACUCUGGAACACUUGAAGCGUUGGCUACAGCCUGAGAAAGUGGCCGUCAGCACCGAGGAAGUGCAGUAUUUGAUUCCGCUUGAGGCUCGUAUAGAGAAGCAAGAGACAGAAGAAGAACUGAUGAUGGCUGUAGAACAGUGAAAUGUUGACCUUUGCCUCCAGUCCGGGGACUGGUGCAGUUUCUUUUAAAGCAGCAAGAGGAGGGAAGGGCCAGUGCUUGGUGAUAGUAGACCACACUUUCCACUGUACUUAAAUUUCAGUGGCUUUGAAGUUGCAGAUUUAAAACUAGUCAUAUGUAAGAAUCUACUAAGAUGACUGAACAUAAAAGGCAGUGGAUAUAAUCUUUGGGUAAUGAGAUGGACUGGAGUCAGGCAUGGGAGUGAAGAGUUCAUCCAUUUGCUUCGCUCUUCUCCUUUAUGGUCUCUUUUCUUUGGGUCUGCAUCAUUCCCAGAGGUUUUUGUUGUGUUCUUUUUUGGAGGACUUGCAUGCACAUGGAUCCUGUAAACUGCAUUAUUUCAGACAAUUCGUCACCUCGCACUGCAAUGGACUGUGCAGAAACAUUGCACUCUCAAAUUUCAGGACGUGGAAACAUUCCUUUCCUCACAGCAUAUAAUCCCCAAAUGUAUGACUUCUAAGACUGAAACUCGUGUGUAUCUCUUUUCCCAACUUUUUUUUUUUAAGCCCAAGCGUGCCUGUAUCUUUUCCUCUGUGAAGUGAAAAGCAACUGUGGGUGCAGUUUUGAGUGAUCUUGGCAACCUUUGCUUUUGGUUUUAGGAAGGAAAAAAAAUUGGGGGGAUAAAAUACACACCACUACAUUUUACAUGCAGUUUCAGUCUUAAAGAGAUGAAGCGUCUUCUACUGGAAAAAACCCACACAGCCCUCUUUUUGUUAAAAUUGUUCUCUUUGUCCUUGCAAGCAAGCAGGUCUUGAAUUGAAAAGUGUAGCACUUCAUGUAGUUAUUUUCUUAAAACUCUGGAUUUAAAACUAUUCUGGAAUGGAGCUACUUUGCUUUGCCAUUUAUGAGAUCUGAUUUCCCCAAGCAUCUUUUCCAGCUAAUAGAAUAUCCAUGCUUUCUUCUUCACUCUCAGUUUCCCUUGCUGCAAGAAGAAAAGAAAAAUGUAUUCCGAAACAAUAUGGAAUUAAAACUGUAGGAAUUUAGUUGGCAUAAAUAAGACCAAGUAUGAAAUCAGUGGUGAGCUGGAAAAGGAGGAUGUAUUUCAUUAACCUUUUUACUCCCUGUGGCAUAUUCACUUAUGUGUGUGUGUGUUUUGUGUGUGUCAGUGCAUGCAAAAGGAGGUGAAAAUGUUUGCGCUGCAGCCACAUGUCAUUCCCUGACUUCAUUACGUUCCCUCACUCCGUGGCCAUCCAUAGCCCUUCACUGCUCCCUUCCCUAACACCUUUCAACAUAUGUAGCAGUCCAGGCCAGUUGCUGCUGUUGUGCCAUUUUCCUCUCACUGACUUUCUGCUUCUUGCAGACAGUGGAGUUGCAAUAAUGCAAACAACCGGAUCUGAUUGCAUGGUGAUAUCAUUGAAGGCAAACUCGGUUUGAAUACUUUUGUUUGCCAUUGGUGAUGUUGUUAUGUCUGAAUGGCCAUAUAGUGACUUCACUGGUCUCAGAGUGCUUUUUUAAAAAAAGGUAACAAAGCAAUAGCUGAAUUGGGUUUGGCAAUGCUGGCAAGCUAAGAUGGCAAAAUAGGAAAUACUGAACCUGAAAAAAAAUUUAGCAUAGCACGGUUAAAGUAUGCUAGUAGGUGUAUGUGUUUCUGAAGUAUUUGGAAAUGUGUGCUGUGGUUGCCUCCUCUCCAGAACUGCAGUUUUGCUGAAACAAUCCGGAAAUUUGUUAGACAAAACAUCUCAAAAUUGGGGAAGUUUACAUUUUAUUAUUUCCCAUCAUUUUAUGUUUCACUUCCCUCUGAGUUUUUCUGCUCUGAUAAUAUGUUAUGGAUGAUGAACUGCAUAUAUUGCUGUCACAUUGGUGGGAUAGUCUCUAGGUUGUCUAUUUGCGUAGUUAAUAUGCCUUUUCAAAAUUGAGUUUCACUGACUUCUGUCUUGAUCCAUCAAAACAUAUCUGCCUCUUGUAUAAGUGAUGUACCUUUGUGGCUCUUCACAUUGUUUUGUGUUGUGAUAGAAGAACAUGCGAUUUCAGAACUGAGGCUUUUAAAGUUUGCUGUCUUUAUUUAGUGUCGUCAGUGCAUUAGGCUAUAUACAGAGUGUAGAGGAGUUAGGAACACACGCACACCCUUUCCCAGUGAAUUGAAAGGAUAGGGCUCUCCUUCCUUGGAGGUUGGAUUUCCAUCUGUCAUGGAUGCUUUAGUUGAAAUUCCUGCAUUGCAAAGAGUCAGACUAGAUAAUCCUCGGGUCCCUUGCAACUCUACAGUCCUAUAAUUCUAUGAAAAGGAGACAUCGGGACCUGAGAAAGAAGUAGCAAGAGGGAAUGGUUAAGUGGGAAUGGUUAGGAACAGGCAAAUUUAAACUAGGAACAGCAAGAACCAGUGGAGGCUGGUCCAUUAGGGAAAAUGUGGUACUGCCCCACCAACCUCAGAUUCCUCCAAGUCUACCUGCCUGCCUGCCUUCUUAGGACUUGCCGAUCAGAAGGUCGGUGGUUCGAAUUCCCGCGGCAGGUUGAGCUCCCGUUGCUUGGUCCCUGCUCCUGCCAACCUAGCAGUUCGAAAGCACAUCAAAGUGCAAGUAGAUAAAUAGGUACCGCUCCGGCAGGAAGGUAAACGGCGUUUCCGUGUGCUGCUCUGGUUCACCAGAAGCGACUUAGUCAUGCUGGCCACAUGACCCAGAAGCUGUACGCUCGUUCCCUCGGCCAAUAAAGCGAGAUGAGCACCGUAACCCCAGAGUCUGUUACAAAUGGACCUAACAGUCAGAGGUCCCUUUACCUUUAUGCUCCUGGUUAGAAGGGAGAACUUAACUGGGAGUCCUGCUUAGGAUAGCAUGCUAAGCCAAACUUCAGCUAAGCUCAGCAAGAAGAAUUGGGGCAGAGCACCUGCAAGUCCAUCUCUGGAAGCCUGGACAAUUGUAUGGUCUCCAUAAGCCACCAUUUGGUUGACCAUGUCAUGUGAACCAGGCCUGUGUUCCCUGUUUAGCAGGAGACAAGAGAAGCAGGACUAGGUCCCUGCGCAUGAUGCAGUGUAUGGGCACAAACCCUGGGUUCAUUACACAGUUAAUAUUAUUUCCUGCUAAAUGACAAAUCCAUGGAGCAAUUGCUAUCCUGGCAGGUCAAACUACUCCUGGGUGUGUGGGUGUGACAUCAUAUUGUUUCUAUCUUAAAAUGUCCUGUUAGUGCUAAUCACAGCAAUUGCCCUAGACUCUGAAGAAGCAUCAAUUAAAACACUUUUCCAUUUCUUCUGUGGCCUCUGUGCUGAUUUUGCCAAUUUUUUAAUUGAUUUCCCAUAAUUUUUAACAAAUUGCCACCAAAUUAAUACAAAUUCAAUACAAAUUUAAAAGCUGACUUCCCACCCACCCACAGAUGUCCCCUCUUUGCUGCUCCCAAUAAAAUAACUUUUCCAACUAUCAUUUCGAAAUACGUUCUUCCCUUCUCCCUACACAUCACCUGUUCAAUUACCAAUUUCUGCUAUGGCUUUUAUACAUUGUUAUAACCUGUCCUCAAAAUAGUUGAGUGGAGUAAAUCCUCUUUAAUCUAUAAUAGUCGUUCAUCAAUUUUCAAACAUUUCCUUCUGAUACCUCUUGAGGAACACUUUGCCUGAGAAAAGCAGAUCUUGCUUCCUCCCAGACAACAUACACAUAUUCCUCCCUAACAUGGCCUUGAACAUUGUUGUCUGACAUCUGGCCCCAGUAACCAAUAACUCAGCCUCACUGGUGCAACAUGCAGAGGGUGAAAAUGAAAUCCCAAUAUAUAUUUUUGCAUAAAUAUAUAAUAUACAUGAUUUUGUACCUUUUAAUGUCACCUGGAUUCAGCCAGAUGUUUCAAGGAGGACCAGAAGCAGAACACAAAGGCAGCACGCCUCCUUGUAUCUCAUUAUGCCUGCCCAAUUUCAAAAGCAUGUGAUCAGCUUAGAUGUCUUCCAUGAGCGAUCUGUCCGUCCCACAGCAGGCCAGUGGGCAGGGAGGAAGAGAUUGGUGGGAUAUUAAAAGAAAAGUCUGCAAGUAAGAGCUGCUUGACAAUGGAGCCAGGAUGGUGGGCUUUUCCCCAUGCUGGAGGAGGUCUUCGAGGCUGGACAGACACAUACUGAGGAUGCUCCGAUUUCCUGCCCACACACCCCUCAGUGGAGGAAGUCAAGAGCUACAGGAACAUCCUUAACAUCUGGCCAUCUAAAUGUCUGCUUGAAGUGGAGAUGGGAUCUAUUGUUGGCAACAUGCUACUCCAAUGAUAUUUUGUUGCUUUGUUUUUGUUUCUUAAUAUUCCUGUACGUGUGUGUGUGUGUGUGUGUGUGUGUACGUGCAUGUGCGCCUCCCCCCAUAAUGUUAUUACUGGUUAUAAUUUACCAUUAGAUCUCGUCAGAAUUUCCUUAUUGUGGCUUGAAAGGUAAAGUGCACACAUGAUUUAGAAUCUAUCAUAUUUUAUUUAUUAUAUGUACAGUGGUACCUUGAUUCUCAAUGCCUUGGUACUCAAACGCCUUGGUUCCCAAACACUGAAAACCCAGAAGUAAUUGUUCCAGCUUUCGAAAGUUUUUUGGGUGGUUGUCGGCUAUUGUUUUCUGGGGCACCUGCACCAAUCAGAAGCCGCACCUUGGUUUUCGAACAUUUCAGAAGUCAAACGGACUUCCAGAACGGAUUAAGUUCGAGAACCAAGGUAUUUCUAUGGUAGUUUUUGUUAUGUAAAUGGGGCCACGUACCCCUUGGUUAUGUGGACCCGGGGGGGUCAACGGACCACCAAUUGGGAACCACUGUUCUAGGUUAUGAAGACCCUAUCCAAUCCUAUAAUUCGAAUACUAGAACAAAAUAGAAUGAGGAAUUUUUACUGAAAUUUAAUGGCAAAUUAUAUCCAUUAAUAACCGUGUGUGUGUGUAUGUAUGCACACACAUGCAUAGAUACAAAAACACAGCCACACAGUAUUAUUGGAGACUCCAGCAAUGGAUUCCUUCAGGUUCCCAUCUUGGAGGCACUGGAGAAUGAGGGAGAUGGGCCUUUCCCUUCCUUGUUAUGGCCUGCUCCAUAUUUCAUACUGCAGCGACAUAGCAAACUACUGGAUAUACUGAGACUUGGAACUGAAGGCUUCUGGAUCUGUGUGUUGGUACACCUGGUGGUAAGCUACUCAGGGCUGCACAGCAGAGAAACGCCAACAUUGUAAUGCCUACUCAGAAGUAAAUUCCAUUAAGUUUAAUGGGGCCAACUCCCAGAUAAAGUAGGAAUAGGUCUUUUCAGCCUUGCCAUGUCUUCACCAUCCUGGCAGACCUAUUUCUUUGUUUAGAGCAGGUAUUCAUCUAUGUCCCAGAUGUUUGUCUGAAACUGUAUUCAUUUGGUGGGUGAACCUGGGUAAAUGCUUAAAGAUGGAGGUGAGUAGGCUACCUCAAGAUGAAUGUCCAAAUUCAAUAUCCUAACAAGAGGUUCUACACUGGGUCAAACAUAUUGUUACUCAGUUCCCCCCUGCACCUCCUCAAGGAAAAGUAUGCAUCAGUGAGAAAGAGAAAUUUAGAUGGGAUUUUCUAAAAAUGGGUAAGAAUGUAAUUACAGCAUUGCCUGGCACUGGUAAUGUAGAAUGCUGUAUUUGAAUAUUAUCUCCUGUCUGAUCAUAUUGGCACUCCCGCUUGUAGAUUUAAGAAUUUCCACUGAGGUUAAUGAGCAUAAAUGUCACUUUAUGGUAUCCUAUGUUUAUGUAUGUAAAGUAGGAAAAACCACUGGGCCAGUAAGAUACAACCUAAGUCAAAUCCCUUAUGAAUACACAUC